Messenger RNA from Grus americana (Whooping crane), 2211 nucleotides. RefSeq names its product collagen alpha-2(I) chain-like. Bases 1 to 873 code for a protein of 290 amino acids. The transcript has 6 exons. NCBI's taxonomy places the organism in Eukaryota, Metazoa, Chordata, Aves, Gruiformes, Gruidae. The record is from RefSeq and is a predicted model, not a curated record.
AUGAAGGUAGCAGAGGAGGUGGAGCGAGCCGAGGCGGUCAGGCAGGGGCGAGAGGGGCUCUCAUCCCGCCAGCCGCGGCGGAGGGGCUGGCUGGGGUGCCGGCGGGGAGGGACACGACACGACGGGACGACACACCGGGUCCUGGGGCUGCUGGCUCCGCAGAGCUCCCGGCGCCGGGGUCGGGAUCUGCAGGACUUACCAAUCUCCCUCGGGGAGGGAGGGGGGCGGGAGAGGGGGAGGGGUCCGCCGGCGCGGCGGGGCGCGGGGAGCCGCGGAGCAGGGGGCGGGCAGCGCCAGCUCCGCCGGCGGGAGCGACACGGCCGGGGUGCGGGGGGCACGGCACGGCCGAGGGCAGCCCGCGGGGCCGGGGCACACGGCACAGCCGGAGGGGGCACGGCACGACCCGGAGGGCCGGUGCGGAGGGAGGCAGCCCGCGGGCCGGCUGCGGGGUGGCGAGGCACCCGCUCCUCCUCCUCCUUCUCUUCCUCCUCCUCCACCCGCAAUCCAGCGAGCCACAGCGGCGGUAUCGACCGGACAGGUUCCCCCGAGCCGGCUCUCCCUCUCUCCGUGCCGGCUCCUGCGUGCUCGCCCGGCCCUGGCGGCCCCAUCCUCCCCGUCCCGGCCGGGGCCCGCUCUCCGUUCCCGGCAGGGAGAGGCGGCGGCGGGGGCCAUUGCGUGGGGAACCGGCUUCGCGGAGCGACGCGGGCCGGCGGACACCGCGACCAUAAACAUUUGCGGGGUGGGGGCAGAGGAUGGGCGGAAAUGUUCCCGCUAAUCACCCGUGCCCCCCUCCCUGCCCUGGAAUCUUUUGUGAGAGGUUCGGCAACUGCAGAAACCCGAGAUUCCUCUGGCAUCACAUUGGUUUCUUGCUAGCCCUAAUGAUGUCCUAGGCUUGGCUUGUUCUGCAGCCACUUCGCACCAAAGGUAGCUUAAAUCAGCCGAGAAGAAUUUUGUGUCUGACCAACCCCACCCUCCCAAUAAAAGAGGUCGACUUCACUAGACUUUGGCUCAGACCCUUCGCAAUCAGUUCUUGUCUUGCAACAGCUUGGUUUGGGUCAUUCUGGCGCACAACAGGUACGUCUUCUUGUCAGCAGCAGCCGUCACCCUUUGAAACAUUUCUGCUUCUUCCCGACUUGUGGGGGACUGAUGCUAGGAAGAUGUCAGGUUCUCUUCUCAGUCACAAAGGAAAGGAGGCAGUAAAAAAGAUGUCUCUUACAGCAUUUAUUUGAUUAUGUUCUCCAUUUUUCAAAGCAGUGGAGCACAAAGCCCAAAUGUAUUUUGUGAAGCACUCUGGAAUCUGCUCGGUCUUAAGCAUGCACUUAAAAACUUCAGCAAACAAGGAUGGCUUUAUGUCUGUGAUUACUCUGAAGCAUGUGUUCUGCUGAAUCACGUGGCAGCAGAGAUAUAUACAAUUAAGGUGGCACAAAUGUCUUUACCAGAAAGCCAUGUUUUCAGUUGCAUUUCUUUAAAAGACAUUGGAGAGAAAGUAAAUAAAAUCUUAGGACCUGAUUCAAAAACCACGUGCAUCCAGUUUAGAGUUAGCUGUCUUGAUUUUCCUCAACCUUAGAAAUAACAUUCACUUUUUGCCAGAAAUCUCUGACACAGCAGAACAUGAAGUCAUGUUCCUAUUUUGAACAUUAGGAGAUCAGACAUCUGUUUCCUUGGGUUUUUUUCAGAUAAAGACAUGAAAAGCAACACUGACAAAAUGUAUUAGCAUAGGAUAAUCUCACUGUCCCUAUUAGUUGUGCACUUUACACAGAGCUGGUAAAAAAACCCACAACAUAAAACCAAAAUAACGCUAAGGUAACAUUCUCAUUGAGGACUGUUUGCACUGUCUAGAGGCAAUAGAAGGUCUUCUCCACCAACUGCAGGAAUUCAUUGGACAAUUUGUUGUCAUUGUAUAAAAUCUUUGCCACUUGCUUUUUUGAGUCAAUUAAGCACUGUUAAGAGUCUGAAUAAAAUUUUUAGCUAAAAGCUGAUAUGUAUAUUAAUAAAAUACAGUUGGUAUGGAGUUAACCAAUCUAUACCUGACAACUGUACAAUACCGUUAAUGCUCCAAUCAAUGUCUACUUUUCAGAUAUAACUGUAACAUGAUUUUUUUUUUCAAAUUCAGUAGUCAGCACUAUUGUCUUGCUAGUGCAAAGAACUGAAUAAAUAGCAAAAAACCCCCAAACAGUACAUAGUGUCAUCACAGAAUCACAGAAUGGUUUG